AUGACCAGUGCGAAAGGGUUGAUUGAAUACUUCAGGAGCAAUCCAACGGCCCAGACGAUACGGAUCGAGUCCCGCACCAGAGUGGAGUACCCUGAAAUCACAAUAUGCCCAGGCGUCACGUGGAAUUUCACCGCACUCAAGCUUACCAACGUGACCGGAGUUUCAGCUUACAACGCUAUUUGGAGUGACUUGUUUCAGGAAAAGUUUAAUAUUGGCGUCUUGGAAGCACUGUAUUUAUAUUCCUUGACGGACCUUUCCAAAAUUGUGGUUCUAUGCACUUUCCCCAUCAAUCCCCAAAAUUACGAAUAUUAUCGUUGUUCUCCUCGUGGUGGCUAUACCUGGAUAAAUGGGAGCCGGGUCUAUGAAACGGAAGACUCCAUCGAUGAAUCCGGCGACUUUGGCGAACCCUAUUACGAGAUCCGCAUCGACUCGCCGGACGAACCGUUCACAGCAGUGAGGAAUGUGACAUCCUCAGGGAAGACCUUCUUCCUCUUGGGCGAAAGGAGUUACAUGCUGAGCCUCUCUCUCAAGUACUACGAAUUCUUGCCUUCAGGAAGUAAGUGCAAUGGGGACGAGGAAUACGACUACAAGAAGGUAAUUCUAGCCCAACCCUAUCAGCUCUUCCGUCCCCUAUCAUUUCUUGAAAAGUUCACCAAGUACACACGAAUUGUGAACCGACAGUGUUUGGAAGCAGCAUUAUUGGAGUUCAUGAAUGGAGCCCCGUGUAUCAAUCCGUUUGUGUUACCAAUCCAACACGAGCAAGCAUCAAUGAUGCGCCUUUGCAACACUUCCCAAGACUAUAGAGAAUUUAUCAACUUUCACGAUGACGUGCAUGAAAAUUUUGAUCCUGGAUGUCCGAGGAAAUGCAAGAGGAUAACGUAUAACGCCAUCCAACUCGAUGAUCCAGAUAUUCCUCCUCCACAUCACGGCAUGAUCAAGUUGAAUACUCCCACAGCCGAAGUUGAGAUAGUAGAAGAGCAUGAGCUGACAUCGCUGGAACAGUUUCUCUCCAACAUCGGGGGAAUGGUCGCGCUCUACUUGGGAAUCUCUUUCAUCGGUCUCUACGAAUGCUUGGAAAUUUUUGCCGUGUGGGUAAUGUCCCGAUUCGUCAAAGCUCAGUUUCCACCCGUACAUGUAUGAAUUAGAUGAGGUUAAAAGUAUGGAAGGACAUCAACUCCCUGGUAUGACUGUCGUGCAAGGAGUAAUAAGAACAUCUGGAAUCCAAACAGUUCACCCUUUCUUUUAUUUUCCGGUAUUUUUAGCCUGAAACGACGGCAGAAUAAGCUGAAAUUGCUGCCAGUUUCGUGUGUGAGAUGUGGUAAGGUCAAAGACCUUCCGUCACACGUUUCUCGUCUGUACAUAUGUCGGAUAUUCAAUGGCAACUCCAAAAGUCGGACUGGCUAACGUUUCCACCUAUCACAAAUCGGAAUUUCUCAAUGAAACUGAAAUAUAUAUUUCAGUGAACGAUUGGAAAGUUGUUUGAUUCGCAUUCUUUCGCAGUUUUCACCUUUAAAUUCGUUGUAA
This is a messenger RNA of Darwinula stevensoni, 1524 nucleotides long. The record is from the annotation of a GenBank genome assembly. NCBI's taxonomy places the organism in Eukaryota, Metazoa, Arthropoda, Ostracoda, Podocopida, Darwinulidae.